Messenger RNA from Larimichthys crocea (large yellow croaker), 4040 nucleotides. It is a transcript of the gene enpp2l, whose product is annotated as ectonucleotide pyrophosphatase/phosphodiesterase 2-like. Bases 282 to 2849 code for a protein of 855 amino acids. The transcript is spliced from 25 exons. Gene Ontology annotation, molecular function: phosphatidylcholine lysophospholipase A1 activity; nucleic acid binding; zinc ion binding. Gene Ontology annotation, biological process: immune response; phosphatidylcholine catabolic process. NCBI's taxonomy places the organism in Eukaryota, Metazoa, Chordata, Actinopteri, Sciaenidae. The record is from RefSeq and is a predicted model, not a curated record.
GAGCUGACGACCUGACGCACUCUUGUACCAGAGCGCAGCUGUCACCAUUACUUCAUGCUUAUUGGCCCAAGACCGAGAGAGGCAAAGGCAAAGCAAGCAAAGGCAAACAACUGGAGAGAGAGAGGGAGAGAGAGAGAGAGAGAGAGAGAGAGGGAGAGAGUUGGACCCCUGCGCUCCGCUCCAUCGAUCCGCAGAGGCGCACAGAGGAGCUUUACCGGACGUUGGCCACAAUUUUCUGCGCUUUCUGUUUUUUUAGUUGGAAUGCCAAAAGUGUUUGGAACAUGCAACUGGGCAAUUUGGUAGUGGUUGUGUUCUGCCUGUGGGGUACUGAUGUCAGCAGAGCUUAUGUUUUUCAAGCCAGUAGACCUUCAGAUGGAGGAGACAACCCACCACCUCACACUAAAGUCGUCUCAGAGUGGGUCAGCUCAGCGGGCUCCUGUAAGGGGAGAUGCUUUGAGCUGGAGGAGGCCAAACCUCCAGGAUGCAGGUGUGACAAUCUGUGUAAAACCUACUACAGCUGCUGCUCCGACUUCGACGAGAUCUGCCUGAAAACAGCGGGAGGUUUCGAGUGCUCUCAGGAUCGCUGUGGGGAAGUGAGGAAUGACGACCACGCCUGCCACUGCUCUGAGGACUGUCUGGAAAAAGGAGACUGCUGCUCGAACUACAAGUCACUCUGCAAAGGUGAGACCUCGUGGGUGCAAGAAGAGUGCGAGGAGAUCAAGAGCGCCGAAUGUCCCAAAGGCUUCAUCCGUCCUCCCCUCAUCAUGCUGUCCGUCGACGGGUUCAGAGCCUCCUACCUGAAGAAGGGCAAAUCCGUCAUCCCCAACAUGCAUAAACUCAGUGCGUGUGGUACGUCAGCGCCUUACAUGCGACCAGUCUACCCAACAAAGACCUUCCCAAAUUUAUACACCCUAGCCACAGGUCUGUACCCAGAGUCUCACGGGAUUGUGGGGAACACCAUGCACGACCCGGUGUUUAAUGCCACGUUCAGCCUGCGCACCAGAGAGAAACUGAACCACCGCUGGUGGGGAGGACAGCCUAUCUGGAUCACGUCAGAGAAACAAGGAGUGAAAGCAGCCACUUUCUUCUGGCCUUGGGUUAUUCCUCUGGAGAGGAGGAUUCUGACCAUCCUGCGCUGGCUGCAUCUGCCUGAUGAUGAGAGGCCGUAUGUUUACGCCGUCCACUCAGAGCAGCCCGACACCUUCGGACAUCGACUGGGACCGCUGAGCAGUGAGCUCGAUAACCCUCUGAGGGAGAUCGAUAACAUCAUCGGUCAGCUGAUGAACGGUCUGAAGCAGAUGAACCUUCAUCGCUGUGUCAACGUCAUCAUCGUAGGAGACCACGGUAUGGAGGAGGCUCACUGUGAUCGGACCGAGUUUCUCAGCAGCUACCCGCUCAACAUCGACGAGAUCAUGUUGAUCCCCGGCUCACUGGGCCGAAUACGACCCCGCGACCCCAAAUCCACCACGUAUGACCCAAAAGUCGUCGUGGCAAACCUGACUUGCAAAAUGCCGACUCAGCACUUUAAGCCAUACCUGAAGCAGCAUUUACCCAAGAGGCUUCACUUCGCCAACAACCGCAGGAUCGAGGACGUCCACCUGCUGAUGGAGAGGAAGUGGCACAUCGCCAGGAAAAUGCCAGAAAAAUUGAGGACUCGCUGUGGUUUCUUUGGAGACCAUGGCUUUGACAACAAGAUAACCAGCAUGAGGACCAUAUUUAUGGGUCACGGACCGAGCUUCAAGUUCCAGAAAAGAGUGCCAGAGUUUGAAAAUAUAGAAUUAUACAACGUCAUGUGUGACUUGCUAGGGUUGAAGCCGGCGCCCAACAAUGGGACGCACGGCAGCUUGAACGACAUGCUGAAAGAGCCGCCGUACCACCCGACCAUGCCGGAUGAAGUGACGGCGCCGUCACCGGCGUCAGACUCCAAGGCCGCCGUGACCUACGACCUGGGCUGCAGCUGUGACGAUGAGAACAAAGUGGAGGAGAUCAUUGAAGCCUUCAGUCCUGCACCGGAUGGAAUCUACAGUUACAACAAUACACACCUCCCGUUUGGUCGUCCGGCCGUGAUGUUCGACACUCGGUACAGUUUGCUUCAUCACGUGGAGUUCAUCAGCGGGUACAGCAAAGAGCUCGCCAUGCCUCUGUGGACAGCAUACACACUGCCGCGACAGGAGGACUUGACUCCGGUUCCGGAGGUUUCCCCGAGCGCUCAGUGUGUCCGAGUCGACUCCAGAGUGUCGGCCGAUCACAGUCAGAGCUGCACCACCUACAACCAGAACGACGAGCUCACCUACGGCUUCCUCUUCCCUCCGGAGAUGGCAUCGUCUCCAGAGUCCAGAUAUGACGCUUCGCUCAUCACCAACACGGUCCCCAUGUACCCGGCCUUCAAGAGAGUGUGGAGUUACCUGCAGGGCACGCUGCUGAGGCGUUACGCGGAGGAAAACAACGGAAUCAACGUCCUCACGGGACCCAUUUUUGACUUCAACUACGACGGCCUGCGAGACACCACGGAGAAGAUAAAAGAGUUCUCGGCUGACGGCCCGCUCGUCCCGACCCACUUCUACACGGUGGUGACCAGCUGCCAGGAGGUGAACCAGACCGUGGAGGAGUGUGACGGGGCGCUGCGAGUGUUUUCCCUCCUGCUUACACACAGACCAGACAACAGUGAGGCAUGCAAUAACGCCGACGAUGAGUCGCAGUGGGUCGAAGACCUACUGAAGCUCCACACGGCACGAGUCCGAGACGUGGAGAUCCUGACGGGUCUGGACCUCUACCGGUCUACCAACCUCACCUAUAUCAGCACCCUGAGCCUAAAAACCUACCUGCACACCUUUGAGAGUGACGACUAGACGCACACACAUACAGGAUGUAACCCUUUGUAGAAGUUCUGCAUUUUCACUGCAUGCUCUCUGGACAGCCAACGCAUCGUUGUUCCACUCCUGAGGAACCGUCCGAGAAGCGCUUGGAAAAGGAAACACAUUUUUGAAAAUUGAAAAGAUUAAAAGAAUGUUUUGGCAAGUAGUACUUUGGAAGAUUACAACAGGAAUAUACAACAGUAUCCAACAAACAUUGGAAAGAAUAGGUUAGCACAGGAAUGAUGCAGGAUGUGGGACUUUUCUCAACAGCUGCCAGAACACAUUUCAUAAAUCCAUCCAUUCGUCUUCAUGCCCACAUCAAGGACCGCAUCACUGUUUUAGCCCAUUAACUAUGAAUAAUAAUACUUUGUAUUCGUACUGACCAUCCGUUGCAUGCUGUAGAGUUUAAACAUUUUUGAAUGUGUUGUUUCUUACUCAUAAAAAUCACUUAUCACAGUCUCUCUUUUUUUUUCUGUGAGUUCUAAUGUCACUGUGAAGUAACACACUCGAGGACUUCUCAUAGAAAACCGCCCUCACACUAUUUCUGAUUUCAUUUUCAGGCUGUGUGGAAAUAAGUAGAAGCCUGAAAAGUGCAUACACAAAAGUUGGAAAAAUACAUAAAAACAAAACAGUCAUCUGCAUUUGGAGUUAAUGGGUUAAAACAUGCAACAUCGCUGGUAUGGUCCAACAAAGGAAUAGUUUGACAUGUUGUGAAAUACAUUUAUUCUCGUUUCAUGCUGCUGCUCACAGCAACCAGCACAAGAAAAUGGUUGUAAGUGGAUUUCACAAAAUCAAACUUUUCCAAAGUCAAACUUUAAAACCACGAACUGACUGACUGAGUUUCCAUCAGUCGUGCCACAACAUUUCAUUCAGUUUUCCCAGAAAUGGUCAAAAGUUAAAAAACAAAAACAGGAUGAAAACACACUCUCUGCUUUCGUAUCCUCCUCUCGCUCAUCUCUCUCCCUCAGCCUGUCUCAGCUGAUCAUCUAGGUGUAUAUUUUUAUACAAUUUGUCAUAUUUAUUACACAAAAUCUAAGAAUAACAGCACCUAGUGUUACAGUAUUAAUCCAGUCAUCCGACAUAGAUAGCUGGCAAGGAGGUGACAAGACUGAUACUGCCUUAAAGGAAAGUUAUUUUUUUAAUCUAAAUGAAUAUGGAUCUUAUUUUCAUACCUUCGGUUACAUU